This is a messenger RNA of Fibroporia radiculosa, 2958 nucleotides long. RefSeq lists its product as uncharacterized. NCBI's taxonomy places the organism in Eukaryota, Fungi, Basidiomycota, Agaricomycetes, Polyporales, Fibroporiaceae. The coding region runs from base 1 to 2958 and encodes 985 amino acids. Gene Ontology annotation, biological process: DNA-templated transcription; regulation of DNA-templated transcription. Gene Ontology annotation, molecular function: DNA-binding transcription factor activity, RNA polymerase II-specific; DNA binding; zinc ion binding. The record is from RefSeq and is a predicted model, not a curated record. The transcript is spliced from 7 exons.
AUGUCCGAUGGUCCUCCAAUCCCCUCCUCAACCGACAAUCCACUCAUGGUCACUCACACCCAUCAGUCCAAGAAGAAGCGCAUCGACGACCAGCACAUCCCCGUCGACGUCGGCCUUAAGCCCGUGCAGCUGCAGCGAAGGCGUGUCUGGCGAGCAUGUGAAUCUUGCAGACGCAAGAAGAUCAAGUGCGACGGCAACGAGCCCACCUGCUCGCAGUGUCUAGCAUCAAAGUCCCAGUGUACCUGGCUCCAGACGAAGGACAGAGCGGCCCUGAGCAGACACUAUGUCCAAGAGCUCGAAGCUCGACUAUUGCACAUGGAAACUCUCUUCCAGCAAGUCACCCCCAUCCUCGAACAGGUAGGGACAGGCGGUCCCGACAUGACUAACGCCGCUCUCCCUGCCACAAUCUCUGACUCGGGCGCUCAUCCUUCCAACCUUCUCCAAUCCGUCCUCCCUCAAAUCCGAGAGAUUUCGCGAGCGAGUAGCGGUGACAGUCUAUCUGGGACAUCACCUACUACACCUAUCAAGGUCGAGGACGACAUCUUUGAGUCGUUCGGUCAGCUCGCUCUCGAUGAACAUGGCCACACGCGUUGGAUCGGCGGCUCCUCCACCAUGUCCCUCAUCCAGUCCUUCCGUGCUAUUACAUCUUCUCCUCUUCACCGUGUCUCUCCGAUGGAGGAAGACCCGUCUGCUCCAGGGCCGAGCGUGAACAAAUUGUACUUUCCUGCAUCAGUUUUCUUUGGCAAAGUGCGCGUCCUCCCCAGGGCGGAAGAAGUCGAAUACCCAGAACGUGAUCUCGCUGACAAGUUGGUUGAGAGCUACUUUGCCAAGUUCCACUUUUUGUUGCCUGUCAUCGACAGGCCGUCCUUCAUGCAACAAUAUACCCAUCUCAUGGACCAUAAAGACGACGUUGCACUAGCAAGGAGGCAGACGGCUUUCAUUGCUCUAGUUUGCGCUGUCUUCGCAGUUUCCGCGAGAUUCGUCAACGAUCCCCGUUUAUCAAGAGGGGAGAAUCUGGACGAUGGCGGGAUGGGCAUGGUCUAUUAUGAACGGGCCCUUAUUUUGCAUUAUAUUAGUCAUGCAUCUAGUCAGCUCGAACAUGUACAGUGCUUUACGCUAUUGUCUUCCUUCCUUUGCUCUGUGAACUGCUUGCCUCAAGCCUGGUUGCUUGUUGGACAGGCUGUGCGGAUUGCGCAGGACAUAGGUCUUCAUCGCUCUUGUCGACGACUUCUCAUCCCUUCGAUCGAGAAAGAGACCCGCAGAAAGGCCUGGUGGGGCGUGUACACAUUGGAUAGGAUGCUGGCGCUUGCACUCGGUCGCCCACUUGCUAUCGAGGACGCGGAUUGCGAUGUCGAACUGCCAAUUGAGGUUGACGAUGAACAACUUCCCGAAUACUUUGCCGGGGCAACGAUGUCUCAACAGGCGCCGUCACUCAUGAAGGGAUUCGUCGAGCUUACGCUGCUAUUCCAGUUAGCAGGACAGGUUCUCCGCCAAGUCUACGCUCUCGACAAGUGCCGAGACAAUCUCGAGCAAGAGAAGCGCGCCGAGCUGCAACGCGCAGUGGAGUCCUUGGACAAUUCCCUCGCAAGGUGGUGUGACGAGUUGCCCGCCGUGUUCAAAUCAUGUCCUGCGACUGAGAAGCAAGUUUCUAUGGGUGCUGUCUUGUGCAGCCACUACUAUUCCAUUCUCACCACCUUGCAUCGUAAUUUCCUUCCGGUCAGACACGACCAGCCUGUAGCUCCACAGUCGACAGCGAAAGCUGUUACAACUGCGCGCGCCUGCAUCCGAUUGGCACCUGCUAUCAAGAACGUUGUCCCUCCCAGCCAUCAUCUUGCGUUCUUCAUCCAGAAUCUCUUCAGCUCCGCUGUCAUCAUUCUACUCUGUGCCAUGCACGCGCCUGAUAUAUCCGCCUCCCAGGCUGCCAUGGACGAAGCGACCAGCUGCUUGUCUAUCCUUGAAUCGUGGGAAGGACAUUGGCCGGGCGCCCGGAAGUGUAAAGAGCUUCUAGAGGACCUCACCGCGACUGCGCGCGAAGCGAUGAAGCGCAACGCCAAUGGCCAGAACGGCAGUGUUCGAUCUUCUAUGAGCUCGCAUUCAAUGUCGCCUGCUGCACUCCCGGAAGGGCGCGUGUCGACGGUGAUACCCAUGCCUGUUACCGAAAGGCUAAUCAAGGCAAGGCCUAGGCGGAAUCGAUCGAGAGAUCCCCGUUUUUCCCCUCAUCACUCUGUUUCUGGCUUGCAAUUCCGGGCUGAUUCGCAAAGGGCUAGGUCGACAUCUCGCAAACGACCUCAUGACGACGAUCUAGUCCAUGACGCCAACCAGGCCGUAUACGGUGCACUCUCCACCUCAUACCCUGGACGGUCAAACCUCAGUUCGCACAGCUCUCCUGCGUCAGCGAACAGCCACCCGUCGCCACCAGGCCCUCCUUUGGAGUUCUCUAACGAGCCGAGCCCCCGCAUGGGACCAGCGCCCUCCUGCGGUCCUCUCAAUAUACCACAAGCGCCAGCCGUUGCAAUACCCCAGUCUCAUUUCGACUACGAUUUUGGAUUGUCCCAGAGCCCAUCAGAUGGAUGGAGCGUGUCAGACGGACAGGCGAAUGGGCUGAAGUUCUUCCCUUCCGGGGCGCAGCAAUUGCAGAGUCCCUAUUCUCCGACAUCGUAUGUCCCUCAGCAAUCGGCGGGGAUUGAUCCAAAUUACUUAGGAUAUGAUGGGAAUGCCACCGAUCCCGCUAUGUUCGGUAUGCCUGGAUCCUCGCCGCCGUCCGCUGGAUUUGGUGCUCCCGGCCUGCCCUUUCGAGGACUCGACUUUAUCCGCAACUAUAACCCCAGCGGAUACUCUGUAGGCCUCGAUCAGGAGUGGAACACCUUUGACCCCAGUACGUUUGGAUUCGAUCCUGAGAUUCCGUUCACUCUUGGGGACGCGGUGUUAGACGGACAGCAAUGGAAGAACGGACAGUAA